Molecule: messenger RNA, 1654 nt
Organism: Fopius arisanus
Lineage: Eukaryota; Metazoa; Arthropoda; Insecta; Hymenoptera; Braconidae
Gene: Vha26
Product: V-type proton ATPase subunit Vha26
Exons: 4
Coding region: 191-871 (226 amino acids)
Biological process (GO): proton transmembrane transport
Cellular component (GO): proton-transporting two-sector ATPase complex, catalytic domain
Molecular function (GO): proton-transporting ATPase activity, rotational mechanism
Source: RefSeq, a predicted model, not a curated record
UAUAUGUGGUCAUAUGAUCAUAGUUGGGCAGUGCUCGAAGACAGUCGUGCUGAUAGGCGUUGACUUAUUCCUCCGUUGGAUUUUUUUCUCAACUAAAAUAAAUCCUUCUAUUAUUUUGGCAGUAUCAGUUGGCCAGUAGCCGUUGGUUUACAUCAGUGCAGAUAAACGUCAAUAAAAAUACAAGUCAAUCAUGGCGCUCAGCGAUGCAGAUGUCAGAAAACAGAUCAAGCACAUGAUGGCAUUUAUCGAGCAAGAGGCCAACGAAAAGGCGGAGGAGAUUGAUGCCAAAGCCGAAGAGGAAUUCAAUAUCGAGAAGGGACGUCUCGUUCAACAACAGCGUCUCAAGAUCAUGGAGUACUACGAGAAGAAGGAGAAACAAGUUGAAUUGCAGAAGAAAAUCCAAUCCUCCAACAUGCUUAAUCAGGCGAGACUCAAGGUCCUCAAGGUGCGUGAGGAUCAUGUCCGGAAUUGCCUCGAUGAGGCCAGAAAACGACUCGCUGAUAUUGCUCAUGAUCGUGCACGAUAUACCGAGGUGUUGAAGCUCCUGAUUAUUCAGGCUCUUUAUCAGCUGAUGGAGCAUAAUGUUCUCCUGCGUGUUCGUCAAAUGGAUGUUCCACUUGUUGAGUCGAUCCUCGGAGAGGUUCAGGAUAACUAUAAGGCAGUUUCCAAGAAGGAUGUUAUUCUCAAGGUUGAUACGGACAACUUUCUGUCGGCUGACAGCUGUGGAGGUGUUGAUCUACUUGCUGGCAGAGGUCGUAUCAAGAUCAGCAAUACAUUGGAAUCCAGACUAGAGCUAAUUGCCCAACAAUUGGUUCCGGAGGUUCGUUCAGCCCUGUUCGGGAGCAAUCCCAACCGCAAAUUCACCGAUUAAGGGAUUCACCCUCAACCCAUCUCCAAAAAAAAACAUUCCCUUGUUCGCAGAAAAUUUAAAGAAAAGAGAAAUUCAAUUGCUUCAUUCAAAUGCACAUAAUAAAAACGGGAUUCAAUGAUAAAUGAAAUUCGUGUUAAAUUUUGUGAUGAGUUUGCCAGAAUUAUAGACAUGUGCGUUCAAAAUUACAAGGCCUACUUUUACCACGGUUACUGUUAUUUGUUGUUGAUGUAACAGAUUCAUAUAAUGUGUUUCGGCCAUUUGCCAGUAUUAAUUUGUGUUAUCGUGUAACUGUGUUUUCAAAUUAAAUUUGUGAAUCUGCAAUCUCUGAAUUUUCUUAAUUUUCAGAUAUUGUGCACUUAUAUUUAUGAAUUACAAAAAAAAAUUGUAGGGGAUCGAGCGUAUCAUUAAUAGUUCGGAAUUAAAGGGCUGCAUUAAAAUUGAAAAAAUUAAUUAAUUGUUCUUAUUAUGAACGCACAUGAAACUUCCACUUGCAAGCGCAAUAAAACUCUUUCCUGGAUUGUUUAAACAAACUCACCAAGGCGAAUACAAACCUCAUUUAUAUCCCCCACAACGAAAUAUCGUCAAUCGUUCAAAAAAUAAAAUACUAGAGAUAUUUCGGAGUAUUUCAAUUAAUAAUAUAUUUUAAAAUCGUGUUGAGUAAUUAAUUCGCGGUAGUUCACAGUGUAUUCUUGGGCAUGCUAUUCAAAUAUAAUAGUUUCUUCUGUACAUAUGUAUUAAAAAAUCAAUGUAUCAUAAACGACACGAUAAAAAAAUUAAAAACCA